Rhipicephalus microplus (southern cattle tick) is the source of this 6234-nucleotide messenger RNA. RefSeq names its product rab GTPase-activating protein 1. Lineage: Eukaryota; Metazoa; Arthropoda; Arachnida; Ixodida; Ixodidae. The record is from RefSeq and is a predicted model, not a curated record. Gene Ontology annotation, molecular function: GTPase activator activity; small GTPase binding. Gene Ontology annotation, biological process: regulation of GTPase activity.
AUUUAGGGGGCUAGUGAUGCCGUAGUUUACAGCAUCGCUGCCUAACCCUAUUGCUCUGUUUUUAAUUUUUCCCCCUUUGGCAUGACCUUACCACGUUGUCCCCACAAAAACGUGAGUCAACAGCUUCGGCGUACGAGGCUGGUUGCGAGCUGCAAAGGCACCGAGGUCUGUCAUCGUUUCUGCUGCUGCUGAUGGGGGAGAGGUCUCAUUGAGGGAAGGCCAUGGAAGAGGAGGCCAGCUCGGAUUCGCUGGCCACAAGUGAGGAGUAUGAGCUGGUCUGCCCUGAAGCACCUCAACUGAGUAUAGCCGGCAAUGGCAGCCAGGAUCAGCUGCAGAGUCACUUGGGAGAGCUGCUAGCUGAGGGGUCAUUGCUGCACAAGGAUUCAAUUCAUAGUGGGGACGAAAAAGGCAGAGACGGUGAAAUGAAGUCAUUGGAGAAUUCUCCUGAAGAAGUUAUGCCAGACCCAAAGCCAAGGUCAUCGUCACUAGACUGUGGUUCUGAGGUGGCAGCUGGUGAGCAGGCCUUUGAGAAUGUGGCCUACCUGGGCUGUGCAGCAAUCAAUGCUCCACGAAGUGAACUGGAGAUUCAACGCAACAUGGCCAUCCUUAAUGAUCAGUCCCCAGAACAGCACAUUCAUGUGGCACUAGUAGUGCCUCCGGACUCUGAAGGUGUUGUCACGGUGUACGAGAAUAGCACACGCUGUGAAGUUGCCAGUUUCCCUGUCCAGCGAAUUUUAUUUUGUGCAAGAGGUGCCCAGGGCAGUGCUGAACAGCACUGUUUUGCUUUCACCUGUUCACAUGGAAACAGUGCAGAAGAGGCCAUCUUCCAGUGCCAUGUCUUCCGUUGCACUAAAGGAGGACCCCCUGCUGUGCAUAGGGUGUUGCAGAGCUUUGCUGCUGCAUUUCGGAGAAUGCCACGGCAUCCUUCAGGAAGUGUAGGAGGGUCAACCCCGCUCAGCUCUGUCAGCACAUGUGUCCCUAACAAUGAGCAAGUGCAUACCUUUGAAGCCACCCUGGAUGUACGUGAGGAGGACACACGAGGCAACUUUUCGGCAUGUGCUCGUGACAAAGACUGUUUCAAGUUUCGCUGCAACACAGAGAAGAUGGUGCAAGUGACAGUUCAACAGACUGCAGCCACCCCAGAGCUUGGCAUUGAAAGGUGCUUUGGCAUGCUAGUUUGCCCUGGAAGGCAUGUGAAGCACAGUGAUAUGCAACUUAUUGGAAUGGUAUCUAUGGCAAAGUCUACUGUGGGUACAGAACCUACAGCUUACCAAAUCACAGGCAGGUGGAACCCCCAGGAACCAGCCUUUGAACUGCUCAACACGGAGACAUCACGAGACACCAGGGUGUACCUGACUGUGGCUGUGGAUUUGGUGGUGACGGGUGUGCAUGAGCCAGUGCGCUUUGUCUUCGAGACAAAAGCCAAGAUCUACCCCCAAUCAGAAAAGUUUUGGUAUUUUGGGCGUAAACCAUUCCAUGAAGAGUUCUUCCUGCGACUAAGAGAAGUAGACCCAGAAGAAGUACGCCAAGGCCAUCGCUGGGAGGUUCUUGGCGUAAGUAGUGGAAGCCAGAUUCGCCGCAAAGCAGCCUUGUCCCUUGCCUUGGACCAACACAGUCCUGGCCAAGAGCCAUCUCCUGAAUCUGCGGCAGGAGACAUAGAUUCAGAUGUUGAUGAGCCACUGCUAAGUGGCACAGGCGAAGUAAGCAAGGAUUGCUCAGCGGACGAGCUGGAGGGAUGGGCCCAAGUGCUAAGUCGGUGGCGGCAAGCAGGCUUGGAGGCAGGGCCUCCCAAGACCUUGGGACCUCUUGUGCGGGCACAAGGCAUCCCAGAGGCGCUGCGAGGAGAAGUCUGGCAGCUUCUGGCAGGUGCUGCUCAAGACCCCCAUGCAGCUCAAGCUUACCGGCUGUUGCUGGCACGAGACUGCCCUUGCGAAAGUGUCAUCCAGCGGGAUCUGCAUCGCACGUUUCCUGCACAUGAAUUUUUUCGUGAUGCAGCUGGUCAAGAUGCUCUCUACAAGAUUUGCAAGGCAUACGCUGUUCAGGACCCUGAGGUGGGCUACUGUCAAGGGCUGUCCUUCCUUGCUGCUGCCCUACUACUUCAUAUGCCAGAAGAGCAAGCUUUUGGUGUUUUCUGCAAGAUCAUGUCAGAGUAUGGCUUACGAGACCUCUUCCGUAAUUCUUUUGAAUGCCUCCAUCUCAAGCUCUUCCAACUAGAACGACUUAUGGAGGACCAGCUUCCACAGCUGUAUGCCCACUUUGUGGAUCUUGGAGUGGAAACGCACAUGUUUGGUUCCCAGUGGUUCCUAACACUGUUUACAGCCAAGUUUCCACUGCACGUAGUCUUCUUCAUCUUAGACCUUUUUCUACUAGAUGGCCAUGACACACUGUUCCAAGUAGCAGUUGCACUCCUGACGUUGUCAUGCCGAGACCUACUGGCAUUGGACUUUGAAGGAGUGCUGAAACACUUUCGAGUUGCUGUCCCCAAAAAAUAUCGCUCCGAAGAGGCUGCAAGAUUGCUUCUCAAGACAGCUGUUGGCAUAAAGGUGAAGAAGUUGAAACGAUACGAGCGUGAGUACCAACUGCACAAAGAGCAACAAUGUCAGAUGGAGGAUCCUGUGCAGGUGCUGCAGAAAGAGAAACAGCGGCUUAUGGAGAGCAAUAUGCGUCUGGAACGAGAAAAUGAUGAGUUGGCGCACGAGCUGGUGACAAGCAAAAUUCAGCUACGCAAGGAUUUAGAUGCUGCUGAAGAUAAGGCAGACCUCUUGGGAAAGGAACUGCAGACAGCUGCUGCUUCAUUGGCAGAGCUUGAAGAAGAGAAGCGUCGAUUGGACACUGAAGUGGGCCAGCUGAAGGAGAUGUGCCGACGUGAGCUACAAAGGGCCGAAACUGAAUCUGUGCGCAACACUGCCAUCCUGGCAGAGUACAAACAGAUUUGUCGGCAGCUGAGCGAGCAGCUGGAGCGAGAGCAGCGGCGUGCCAAGGAGUCACUGGCAGCACUUCAGGCCAGUGCAUGCCCCAGCUGUGCAGCACUGCUGGAGCGAGCCAUUGGAGAACACGGCUGGCCUCAGCCGCAGCAGCCACCAGGCAGCGACUGUGGCCGGCCACAGGAAAGCGCACAGUUACGCCAGCUGGAGUUGGAGCUGGCACAGACCAAGUUGGCCCUCGUCGAGGCCCAGUGUCACAAUCAGGACUUGACGCACCAGCUAAGCUGCGCUUCAGCCGAACUACAGGCGUCUAAAAGCACCUGGCUGCACAAAACUCUCUCUUCUAUUCGUGAGGUGGCACGCAAGGAGUCCUCUGCAUCAGGGCUCACAAAGGAGCCAACAGUUCCCUGAUGCAACGAGUGUCUUGUGGGCUCAUAACCCACAUCUGCAGAGGCUGUAUCUGCAUCAAUCAUUAGGAGAACCCCUUAAUAAGACUGUCCUGGGACAUUGGCCAGCGCACAUCUGCUCCUACCUGAAGAGCCCAAGACCAGGCAGUGCAAGAUGUGACAGUGCCACAAUGUACUGACAAUUAUACUUUUGGAAAGGCUCACUUCUGCAUCAAUCAACUCAAAGGUGUUAUGCUGGUACUACCUCAAGCUGCUACCGCCAAAGGGUCUAGUUGAUAGCUGUGGUAGCAACUUGAGAACCAGCUUAUUCAGUGGGAACAGAUAAUAUUUAAGAAUUGUAUACGUCAAUUUUAAUGACUGCUGUAGCUGUGACAGCUCUGUGCAUUGAUAUUUAGGGGCAAUGAGCACUGUGUCACUAGUCUUUUUAUCUUAGUCCAACAGCACUAGAGGAUGAGAGUGUAGUGCAUGUGAUACUGGGCUCCGUAAAGGUUUGUCUCCUUCUGUAGUCACCUUAUGCCGUGGGUGGUCUCUGGAACAUGAAGCACUGUGAAAGGAUUACUCAUCCUCUGCUGUCUGGUAGCCAGUACAUUAACCCAGGCAGCCUGAGUCUCUGAAUGUGCUGCGCUUUGACAGGUUGCCCAAUGAAAGUUGGCAUGUGGAGCUGCAGAUCUGAAACAGUAGUGUGCUAGCUUUAAGCGAUAUGAAUGUUCCCUGAAGUCAGACGAUGCCUACUAAACUAGGCUAAUCUGCACUUUGAUCCUGUGACUUGCUAGUCUCAAUGAUGUGACAUUCCAUUUGCUUUUUAGCUGUGACAGUCAGUCUUGCUAAACCUGCAGCACAACAAUGGCCCUAGUUAUGCACCAGUUGAACAAUGCAACAUUCCUGUGUCACAUAAUGCGUGUUGUGCAGUGGUUUUGUGGCUUGAAUGUUUUAGGCUACCUGAACAAUUCCCGGUGUAUGGUAUAUUAUGGAGCAACAAACUCACCAAACUGUAAAAUUAAGAAGGCCUUUGGAUGUGACGGUCACAAUAGAUGCGAGAAGCUAUAAGCUGAAACCAUCUUUAAUGUAACUAUCCUUCCUGGAAGCCUGUACUACAUUUUAGUGUGUGAAUAUCAUGUUUAAUGGUUCCUGUCUUAACAAAGAAGCACCAAAAGCAGGUAGCAUUUUAAGAACGAAACAUUUUAUGAGCAUUUUUAUGCCCUGCCUUUUGUUUCUCUCCUAUUAGAAAGCUGUAUAUGGUCUUUACAAAUGUGUAUCAGUCACUUCUCUCACAAGCUGCAUUACUCAAUCUGUCAUUGACUGAUGAGUGGUAUGUGCAGUAUUGCAGAGCUUUUGUCAUCAAUGGCAGACCAGGCAAUAAAAGCCCCAUGUUUCAAGCGUCCUGUUAUGGGCACCAACACUUGUGCUCGGAAGUGUAAGGACUUUACUAUGGAUAGCACUCAGUGCCUCUUGUUGCCUUGGGACCUGUGCUUCUGGGAGGUUUAUAACUAAGCAUCCAUCAUGAAAUUCUGGCAAGCUAGCUCUUCAGGUAUUGUCUUAGAGUGAGCUGUAGUGCACUGCUGUAUUUGAUUUCCAUGAGACAUUAUGUUGUACAGAUCAAUAUGAGGCACAAUACUACUUGCUCCAGAUGUUUCAGAAAGCUUUAGAUCUUGCUUUUCCUAUAUGUUUGAUUAUAUUGUGCCCUUUAGGUGCAUCAAAAAUAGUAAUAUUCUAUGUUGCUAUGUGCAGCUUCAUUUUCUAAAGCACUCACUUGUAUUAUCCGUACACUGCUUAUUUCAUCUUACAAAUGUGUUGUGCUAUUCAUAGCCAGUGAUUUGUAAUGCUUUUAUUUGUGUGUUUUGUAAGCUUGGAAGUCCAAGAGUUAGUGCCAGCCACAUGUUUCUACUUAUUAGUGCAACCUUUCCUGCUAGAUUGACAAUGGGGGAAACACAGGGUCUUAUUUUCAUUGAGUGCCUCCGUCUUCAUUAGGAUUUGGUACUUAUGUCAAUAGGUUACGCACAGUGAAAAAUUUUGUGCCAUCUUUCACUUGACGUCACAUGUAUCUCUGCUGACUCAGAGGCGCUAAGAAUAGUUGCAGUAACUAUCAGUGAGAUGCUGAGCAGUGCUUCACAUUCAAUGCUAACAUUUAUAUAUGUGUGUCAGUCGCCUUUUAAUGUACACAUGGCAGUGUAAAUAUUUGUUAUUUAUUGUGCUUAUACAGCUAAUCAUUUAACAUGGCAGGAACGGCUAAAAAUAUGCAGGAAGAGUUUUUUAUGAUGCACCUCAGAAAUAUGGCAAAUAAGAAUGGCAAGGAACAAGUGCUGAACCGGAGUUAAACUUAUUGAUUGUAAACAACAUUUGUAGCAGCAAACAGUUUCCAAUGAAACCAACAAGCAUUGUGAACUGUUAGUGACCAACUUAUUGAUUGUAAACAACAUUUGUAGCAGCAGACAGUUUCCAAUGAAACCAACAAGCAUUGUGAACUGUUAGUGACCAACUCAUUAGUUAUUCUCUGUAUGAUGCACUUGCAACUGCAAAAUAUUUUUUUUAAAUUUUUUUGCAUAUGCUCUACAUGCAAUUAUUCUGGGGGGGAGGGGGAGGGGGGGAUUCACUUGCAUGUUAGAAUACUUGCAUAAAGUAUGCAGGCUGUUUUGAAAUUUCACAGAAGAAAUGAAGGAAUCAGUACCUUCCAUUUUGUGAGAGGCCAACGCAAAAUUUCAUAACGGCUUGCAGAAGAAGAGGAGUAAUGUAUAGCACACUUGUGUAACCAGGCUCUUACGUAUUUGCACUUCCAUAUUAAAUAUAACACUUGCAUUGAAGGCUUCAGGCUGAAACAAAAAUGCAAGCCCAUCAUUGUCUCUAGUGUGUGAACAGCAGUCCUUUUCAGUGAAUCCAAACAUUAAAGUUGGCAUCAUAUGUGGCAA